CCAUGAAAAAUUUUUCAUCAAAAUUGACAGUUUAAGUCUUGAUAAAAAAUUCUUCUAUCACUCCUCAGUUUUCAUACUGCUUAGUGAGCAGCGCUGUGGCGGCCUCACAUAGAUUAUUCUGGAUCUGGAUGGAGAGUAGGAAAGAGAAUUAAGGAGACAAAAUGCAAGCCUGAUAGGGACCCUUCUGCUUUUCUUUCCUGCUUUUCAAAUUGAAAACGAGCAUUUGGAAAUUGGAAACCAUGUUUAGCAACGUCACAAAGUAUAGAAAGACCAUUAUAGUCAAUUUUAGCACGUUUACAAAACUUCACAGUAACAUUAAUUAAACUGAGGCUCUUCUGAUCAUCUCCCUUACUGCGUGUCUGUGUGAAGACUGAAGAGGAGAGAGCGAUAUCAGCUAUGGUGAGGGUUCCUUGCUGCGAGAAGAUGGGGUUGAAAAAAGGGCCAUGGACUCCCGAGGAAGAUCAAAUACUGGUAUCUUUCGUUCAACACUAUGGCCAUGAAAAUUGGAGGGCACUUCCCAAACAGGCUGGCUUAUUAAGGUGCGGAAAGAGUUGCAGACUCCGAUGGACGAAUUACUUGAGGCCCGAUAUUAAGCGGGGAAAUUUUAGCAAAGAAGAAGAAGAAACCAUCAUUAAGCUUCAUCAAAUAAUGGGAAACAGAUGGUCUGCUAUUGCUAAUAGAUUGCCUGGACGAACAGACAAUGAGAUAAAAAAUUACUGGAACACUCACUUGAAAAAGAGGGUUCAUCAGGACGCCGUCGGGCAAAAAGAUUUGCGACAACUACAAACAAAUUUAUGGAGAUCAAAUAGUCAGGGAACACCUGAGUCUGGGGAAGCAUCAAAUCAUCCUGGUUCAGAGGGCAACGGUGAUGUUCAAAACUUUACAGGAAGUAUUCAUGAAAAUUUCUCCAGCUUAGACUACAGUAUAUCUGCACCGGGGCCAGCUAGAGUUCUUGCAGAAACUAAUUUGAAACAAUCGGCCAAAGAUUCUUCCAAGACUAACAAAUAUCUGGGUCCUGCCUCAGACUCAAGGCUUCAGUUUCUAUCCACUGGAGAAUCUAAUAUUGAACCUGGGGAAGAUAGUAUCAAGGAAGACAUGGUUUUCUGGUACAACCUCCUUUUGAUUGCUGGAAAAUCACAGGAGAAAUUUGCACAGAUUGUGUGAUAAACAUUUUUCCUAUUUGUACCUAGGGUAAAAAAUUUUUGACAGUUCAAGUUUCUUGACAUGGUUGCAUAUAAGAAAAAGAAAUAAAGAAUUUGGUUGUGUGGUGUGUACAAUGAGCUUAAUUAAAGGGAAAUAAAAUAUCACCCUUGUAAUUUGAGUUCAUUCUUCAAGCAAGAAAAAUAAUCUUGUAAGCUCUAAUUUCUUGAAACUUUUAAUGCCAAAUUUGAGUUCACUCCUUGUACGCCAAA
Molecule: messenger RNA, 1412 nt
Organism: Coffea arabica (coffee)
Lineage: Eukaryota; Viridiplantae; Streptophyta; Magnoliopsida; Gentianales; Rubiaceae
Product: transcription repressor MYB6-like
Source: RefSeq, a predicted model, not a curated record